CCAUCACAUCCCACUCCCUGGCUGUGGAUGUUCCAUUGCGUGUUCCCCCUCCAGCCCUCGGCCUGCAGAGGUUCUAUCAUGUCCCUUCCCCCAGCACUUGGAUGUACAAGUCCCCAUCGUGUCCCCAUCGUGUCCCCCUGUCAGGGGCUGUGGAAGCCCCACCGUGUCACCCUGCCUGGCUGCACAGGUCCCACCUUGUCCCCCACAGCCAGGGCUGGUUCCUUCUCACCCCCCACACACAGGCACAGUGACCACGCUCCUCAAACCAGCUUUUUUUUUACCGCGGUGCCAAUGGGGAAGUGAGACCUGCGGCUCGCUGGGGAGGGCAGGGUGGUUCUGCGCCGCUCCGCUCGCUCACAGCCUGUCUGGGCCACCUUUCUCCCGGCAGAAUCCAGCAUGGAAGGCUUCCUGCAGAGCGUGGAGAGGGACCUGAACAUCGACCGCCGGCAGCUGGCCCCCGAGAGGACGCACGUCAGCGCCUUGGUGCCGGUGAAAUGGCUGCAGAGCCUCAAGGAGCGCCGGGUGCUGCCGGCAGCCUGCCCGCGGCCCGAGGGGCUGAGCGAAGUGGAGCUCAGGACGUUCCUGCAGCACUCGGUGCAGAAACUGCCGGCGGGCUGGACACGGGUGGAGAUCCACGGGCUGCGGAAGGCCCGGCUGGGCUACCCGCUGCGGGCACAGCCCCCCGAGCAGCGCUGCGGCGGCAGCGGGGACACCCUGCACGGCUUCAUGCAGAGCGUGGCCACCCAGAACUACCACAACCUGUGGGGCCGGGCUCACAGGCUGUACGCGCGGCCCUACCGGCGCCCGGACGCGCCGCCCACGGUGCCGGCGCUGGACGCGCUGAGGGCUGCCCUGCACAGAGCCUACGGCUGCCCCGUCCUCCAGGUGGGCAGGAGCGUGCCUGGCACCUCCCCUGCCAAGGAGAGCGUGGCCAAAGGGAUGCCCUUGUGCCCCAACGUGCUGCAGGCUGAGGCGCUGCUGGAGUCGGCUGACAUGCUGUACAUCGUCUAUCCCUAUGUGCAGUACUGCCUGCACGACGUUGUGACCUUCAGCCCGGCCAAGCUCACCAACAGCCACGCCAAGAUCCUCUUCCUCCUCUUCCACGUGCUGCAGGCCAUGAAGGCUUGUCACCAGGCGGGUCUGGCUUGUGGGGAUUUCUCCCUCCGGGAUGUGGCUGUGGAUGAGAAGCUGUGCAGCCGGCUGCGUGUGAACUUCAGAGGGUACGAGGGACCGGGGGAAGAGGAGGAGGAUCUGGAGGGUGGUCUGGAACGAGAGAGCAAGCAAAGCUGUGUGCAAAGGCAGGAGAUGACAUGCAGUGCCUGCCAGAAGGACCUCCGAGACCUGGUGUUGCAGUGGGUGCACGGGCAGGUCAGCAACUUUGACUACCUGAUGCGUCUGAACAGCUUGGCUGGGAGGAGAAUGGGAGACCCCAAUUACCACCCAGUUCUUCCGUGGGUGGUGGACUUCACCACCAAAAACGGCAAGUUCAGGGACCUAAGGAAAUCCAAGUUCCGCCUCAACAAGGGGGACAAGCAGCUGGACUUCACCUAUGAGAUGACCAAGCAGGCGUUUGUUGCAGGGGGGUCGAGUGGGGAGCAGCUCCACGUCCCCCAUCACAUCUCAGACGUGCUCUCAGACAUCACCUACUACGUGUACACGGCCCGCAGGACACCCAAGGCCGUGCUGUGCUGCCACGUGAGGUCCCAGUGGGAGCCCAACGAGUACCCAGCCAGCAUGGAGCGCAUGCAGAGCUGGACGCCGGACGAGUGCAUCCCCGAGUUUUACACAGACCCCUCCAUCUUCCGCUCCAUCCACCCCGACAUGCCCGACCUGGACGUGCCGUCGUGGUGCAGCUCCUACGAGGAGUUCAUCCAGGUUCACCGCAUGCUGCUGGAGAGCCGCGAGGUCUCCCAGGACCUGCACCACUGGAUCGACCUCACCUUUGGCUACAAGCUGCUGGGGAAGGAUGCAGUCAAGGAGAAGAACGUCUGCCUCCACUUGGUUGACAACCACACGCACCUGACGACCUACGGGGUGGUGCAGCUCUUCGACCAGCCCCAUCCCAGGCGCAUGGUGGGACCUGCCUACACUCCUGCUGAAGCUCCAGCCAUUGCCCGGCCCCUGCUCCAGAACAUCCGGGAGACUGUGGUUUUGGAGGACAUGCAAGGCCAGGUAACAGAUGCAGUCAAUGGGCUGGUCCUGGAGGCUACUCCCAGUGAAACCACAUGGUCUGGGGAGAAACCCAUCGCUGGUGAGGAUGAUUUGGAGCAAGGCACUGAAGCCCUGGAUUCCAUUUCUGCUCCUGGGAGAGCUCCUGACCAGCCCUGUGCCACUGUGCCUCCAGCACAGCCCUCCACCCUCCCUGCUUACGCCACCGACAGCAAAUCCUCGGGGGUCCGACCGCUCCGUCGGAGCAAGGCUGGGGCUGUGGAUCAGCUCGACAUGAAGAUCACACUUCCUGAGGGCUUCAAUCCGCUCCAGGCCCUAGAGGAACUGGAGAAACUGGACAAUUUCUUGGUUAAAGGCUUAAGCAGCGAGAUGCAGCUGAUGGAGCAGCCGUGGGAAGAGCCACCCUUGGGUCUCUCAGACCUCUUCCAGAGGGACAUGCAGGCUCUGGGCAUCCUGGUGGCCGAGAUCAUAUUUGCACCGAGGCUCCGUCCCUCGAAGCCCGACGCGUCGCUGUGGGAGCGGUUCCUGAUGGUGAGGAACCUCUGCCGUUACCACCCCAAGGAGAUCCCGGCCCCGCUGCAGCACGUGCUGCACGUCCUGCUGCAGCUCAGCGUGCCCGUGGAGAAGCUGCUGAAGAGCAGGCCAGGCAAGGGCGCAGUGCAGCUGUUUGAAUACAAACCCAUCUCCCAGGGCCUGCCCCCACCCUGUCCCACGCAGCUCCUCAGCCCCUUCAGCUCCAUUGUCCCCUUCCCCACGUACUUCCCAGCUCUGCACAAGUUCAUUUUCACCUAUCAGGCAAAGAAGAUAGAGGAUGAAGGGCAAGGUCGGGAGCUUGUUUUCCAGCUGUGGCAGCAGUUGGAGGGAAUCCUUUCUGAAAUCACUCCUGAGGGCCUGGAGAUUCUUCUGCCUUUCAUAUUAUCUCUGAUGUCCGAGGAAAACACCGCUGUCUACGCAGCGUGGUACCUCUUUGAGCCCAUAGCUAAAUCCCUCGGGCCCAAGAAUGCCAACAAAUACCUGCUGAAGCCCCUGAUCGGAGCCUACGAGACGCCCUGCUCCCGCCACGGCAGGUUCUACCUGUACACAGACUGCUUUGUGGCCCAGCUGAUCGUGCGCCUGGGGCUGCAGCCCUUCCUCCUGAACCUGCUGCCCCACAUCCUGCAGAUCCUCGUGGGCAUUGAGAGCUCGCGGGAGGAGAGCAAAUCCUUCCUCGGCACCGCUGAGGACGAUGAGAGCGGAGGGGAGAGCCCGGUGUCGUGUGUGUUUGGGGAGGAGAUCAAGAUGGAUGUGGAGCACAGCUCUGCUGCACUCGACCUCCUGGACUACACCUCUGGGGUCAGCUUCCACGACCAGGCCUACCUGCCUGAGGGUGAGGACUUCCAGAGUGGGCUCUACGUCGGGGAAUCCCUGCAGCCCCAGGAGCAGGAAUCGCUCAGCCUCGGCCGGCUGAGUGACAAGAGCAGCGCCAGUGAGGUGUCCCUGGGCGAGGACAGACCUGCAGAUGGAGACUCCCAGAAGGACAAAAGCAGCUUGAAGUCCAUGGACAGCAGCCAGGACCUUAAGCAGAGCGAGGAGUCGGAGGAGGAGGAAGAGGAGCACGAGGAAGAGGAGCACGAGGAUGCUGCGGUCGACGCGGAGCUGACGGUGGUCGUGGAUGCUGCUGGGACCUCGGUGGAUGUCACCCUGGCUGAUGACAGCAGCGAGCCAGAGGAUGGGGAGGGAGAGGAGCUGCCAGAUCACUCUGAUGACAAAGAGCAGACCAUACUGCUGGACACAGCCUGUAAGAUGGUGAGGUGGCUCUCGGCCAAGCUGGGCCCGACCGUCACAUCCCGCUUCAUCGCCAGGAACCUGCUCCGGCUGCUCACCUCCUGCUACAUCGGCCCGACCAGGCAGCAGUUUGUACCGAGCAGUGACGAGAGCAGUCCCCUGAGCACAGGAAAUAUCUACCAGAAGCGGCCGGUGCUGGGAGAUCAGGUGUCCAAGCCAGUGCUGGCCUGCCUCGUGCACGUGGCAUAUUUGUAUGGAGAGCCUGUCCUCACCUACCAGUACCUGCCCUACAUCAGCUACCUGGUUGCACCCGGCGGUGGCUCCGGCGGUGUCCGGCUGAACAGUCGGAAGGAGGCCGGGCUCCUGGCUGCUGUGACACUGACACAGAAGAUUGUGGUGUGUCUGUCUGACACCACACUGAUGGACAUCCUCCCCAAGAUCAGUCAGGAGGUGCUGCUGCCAGUGCUGGGCUUCCUCACUUCGCCAGCUGUCGGUUUCCCCAGUGGAGCCCAGGCCCGUGUUGUCCUGUGUAUGAAGACAAUCAGCCUCAUUGCCUUGAUCUGCCUGCGGAUCGGGCAGGAGAUGGUGCAGCAGCACCUGAGUGACACAGUGAGAAACUUCUUUGGGGCAUUCUCCCUGCUGCAGGAGCUGCAUGACCAGGGGUUGACAGCAGAGUCCCUGGGCAACUGUGAGGUGCCAGUGAUGGAGGUGCCCCUUUCAGAUGGAAAGCUGCUGUCCGUGGAUCCAUCUGUGCUGGUGGAGUUACAGAAGGUGUUCAACCCAGAGAUGGCCUACAUCACCUACAUCCCCUUCUCCUGCUUGCUGGGUGACGUUAUCCGGACGGUUGUGCCCAACCACUCUCUGGUUGAGAAGCUGGCCAGCCUCCACCUGGAGAGUGUGAACCCCCAGAACCUGCAAGUUGUUGGCCUGGAACAAACACCGAGCUCAGACCAAGACCCUCGAGGGGCAGAGCCCUUCUCCAGCCCCCAGGAGGACACUCACUCGGGCACUUUUGGCAGUGUCCUGGUGGGGAACCGCAUCCAGGUGCCUGUGGACACGCAGCGGGAGGGGCUGGGCUUGCUCCACCUCAGUGCUGGCACCGAUGGGUUCGCUGCCAGCUCCUGCAGCGAGGACAACGCCCUGAAGCAGGAGCUGCCCCGCAGCACCCACAUGCUGUGUGGGAACUGGCUGGCCUACUGGCAGUACGAGAUCGGGGUGAGCCAGCACGACCCCCGCUUCCACUUCCACCAGAUCAAGCUGCAGAGUUUCUCAGGGCACUGCGGGGCCAUCAAGUGCGUGGCGCCGCUGGGCAGCGAGGAUUUCUUCCUGAGUGGCAGCAAGGACAAGACGGUGCGGCUCUGGCCGCUGUACAACUACGGGGACGGCACCAGCGAGGUGCCGCCGCGCUUCACCUACGCCGAGCACAAGAAGUCCGUGUUCUACGUGAGCCAGCUGGAGGCACCGCAGCACGUGGUGAGCUGUGAUGGCACCGUGCACAUCUGGGACCAGUUCACGGGCAAACUUCUGCGGACUUUUGAUGAGUUGGACAGCAAAGUCCCCAUCACAGCUGUGACCACCAUGCCACCUCCCUAUCACAGCAUCUCUGUGGCCAGUGCAGACUCUGUGCUGAGGUUCAUCGACCACAGGAAGCCGGGACUACAGCACGAGUUCCGCCUGGCCAGUGGCGUGAGCGCGGGGCUGAUCCGCUGCCUGGCCGUGAGCCCGAGCGGCCGCAGCGUCAUGGCCGGCUUCUCCUCGGGCUUCAUCGUGCUGCUGGACACCAGGAUGGGGCUCAUCAUGCGGGGCUGGCCUGCCCAUGAGGGAGACAUCCUGCAGAUCAAGGCUGCAGAGGGCAACGUGCUGAUCAGCUCCUCUUCAGAUCAUUCCCUGACUGUCUGGAAGGAGCUGGAGCAGAAACCUUUGCACCACUACAAAUCUGCCUCCGAGCCCAUCCACGCCUUCGACCUCUACGGUAACGAGGUGGUCACUGGCACUGUGGCCAACAAGAUCGGGGUCUACUCCAUGCUGGAGUCCUCAGCCCUGCCCAGCAGCACCACCAAGCUGAGCUCAGAGAACUUUCGGGGUACCCUGACCAGCCUGGCAGUGCUGCCCACAAAGUGCCACCUCCUGCUGGGCUCGGACAACGGCAUCAUCCGGCUCCUGGCGUAGCGAGCCCAGCCUGGCAGCCUGUGCCUGUCCCACAGGGCUGUGCUGCAGCUGGAGCCAGCAGUGUGGCUUUUGGAGGAGGCAGGCAGAUGUUUCUGAGCAGAGGAUGCAGGGGGACGUGUACUUGUUACGUCUCAACCUCUUUCUGUAUCUUGAAAAAGAAAAAAAAAAAAAAAGCCAUAACUGAGAAACCUCCGCUGCUGCUGGGAGAGAUGUUGGGCGUUGUAGGUCACUGUCACCCCUGCAGAGAGGCCUGGAGCUUUCCUUACCGUGUGUGCCUGAUCCCCAGGGGACUGUGAGCUGCCCUCCACACAAUAGGGACCACAGGUACCCUCCCCACUUCAGUUUAGGGGUGGGAGGUGCCCCUUGACAAAUCACAACCGUUUAGCUACUGCCACCUGCACUUCCCUUCCCUUCCCUUCCCUUCCUCUCCUGAACCCCUGAACAGCCCCACUGGGAUGGCAGGAGCUGGGCCUGGGAACUGCUGCCUUUGCAGCUGCCUCUCUUCCUCCUCCUGUGGCCACUGCCCAAAGCUCAGAGGAGGUGCUCUGUGAACUUUAGGUUCUGCCAGCUGAAUUGGAGCCUGAAUGGGAGGAGGAGAAGGUUCACCAGAGCCCUUCUGCUGCCAUGCUGGUUCCAGGGCAAAGACUGGAAUGGAAGCCAGCCAAGGCACAAACCCCAUCUGCUCUGCCAGUUCCUGUAGGAAUGGGCUGCUGCACAGGGGCAGAUUGGGGUGGGAAUGUGACUCUAAGGAGGCCAAAACUAGAUGCUUCCAUGGGAAUUUUGGCUUCUGGAGCAGUGGGGUAGGGCUGUUGUUGGUUCCUGCCCCAGCAUCCCAUGAUGAUGUAAGGGGUGAGGAAUGCCAUGUGUGCUGUACUGGCAGUGAUCCUCGAUAAAUCCUUCUAAUCCUCUCCUUCGUGCUGCUCAGGCUCCUGGGGAAGACAGGACAGUAAAAAGGUGCUCAGUUUUGUGCCCUCCUGCCCUUGUGGGGUGAGAGGCAGGAGGCAAGAAUCCAGCAUGGUCUCUCUUUGACCUUUCCUUUGGGACAGCACUGUCUAUUCCCACCCCAAAGGCACAGAGAGUGCUCUUUGCCCCACCAGUAGGAGCAGUUUCUUCCCUUCUAUUGCAGCCCUUUUCCCACCCAUCCUUCAGUUUAGCCAGAGCCAGUAUCAGGGAGCAGGAAGCUCUUACCUUGGGCAGAGGAGGAGCCAGCUGUGGGUUGUCCUGGGUGGGGAAAGGGCUUCCAUCCUGCAGCUGGGGAGGUGAAUGGUUGGCCAGUGCUGUCCUUCCCUACCCAAGGGGAGCUCUCAGUCCCGUGUUGCCUAUUAACCAUUUGCAAUAGAUGUAAAUAUUUACUUCUAAUAAACUCUUUGAAAGAGCUGCAGA
Messenger RNA from Oenanthe melanoleuca, 7485 nucleotides. RefSeq names its product WD repeat domain 81 (gene WDR81). Gene Ontology annotation, biological process: aggrephagy. Gene Ontology annotation, cellular component: mitochondrion. Gene Ontology annotation, molecular function: protein binding; phosphatidylinositol 3-kinase regulator activity. Bases 397 to 6102 code for a protein of 1901 amino acids. NCBI's taxonomy places the organism in Eukaryota, Metazoa, Chordata, Aves, Passeriformes, Muscicapidae. The record is from RefSeq and is a predicted model, not a curated record. The transcript is spliced from 10 exons.